AUGAAUAUCAUUGACGAGGCCGAAUAAAAACUUCAAAAGAGUGUUCAAUAAAAUAAAUAAGCCCAAAAAAAAGAACUUAGGCCUCGUUCGAAUAUAGUCCCUGGGAUAUUCUAAGAAUAUAAAAGAACAUACAUAAAAGUGCCACCUGUUUCGAAGGAUUAAUUGUCUCGACUUGUACUCAAGGAAGGGUUUAAAAUUAAAGAAGCCGCAAAGAAGCUCUAAAUCAAGUAUGCCACAGCUAAAACUAUUAUAUUCCAUCUACGGGAGGAAAAGAAACAAAUUAUCUAGGUAGGAUCGAAGAUGUGCUCAUACACUGAACUACAAUCAGGUAUGAUUUCGAAGUUGAGAAUUAUUUCAACAGCCUCUAAUGAUAUAAUUUCAAAUGUGGAGUAUCAAUUAGUCCCUGUAAAUCAAUUACUAAUUCAAUGA
Messenger RNA from Paramecium tetraurelia, 429 nucleotides. RefSeq lists its product as uncharacterized. The record is from RefSeq and is a predicted model, not a curated record. NCBI's taxonomy places the organism in Eukaryota, Ciliophora, Oligohymenophorea, Peniculida, Parameciidae. The transcript has 2 exons.